This is a messenger RNA of Acanthochromis polyacanthus (spiny chromis), 4921 nucleotides long. RefSeq lists its product as uncharacterized. The transcript has 2 exons. The record is from RefSeq and is a predicted model, not a curated record. NCBI's taxonomy places the organism in Eukaryota, Metazoa, Chordata, Actinopteri, Pomacentridae. The coding region runs from base 787 to 4515 and encodes 1242 amino acids. Gene Ontology annotation, molecular function: catalytic activity.
GAUGGCAUUAGUUUUUGAGUUAAAUAUUUUUAAAGAAAAUUGGUUUCAUGUGGACUUUUGCGUUGUUUUUCUUCUCGCCAAGCUGUGGAGUAAUGUUUGAAGUGCCAUAACUCCUUUACACACACUAAGAAGACAUAUGAGACUGAACGUUUCCUGUUUUAGUUUUGCUGAUAUCUUGAAAGAAAUCUGUUUGAGGUGCGCCUCAAAACACAUCCACAGGUGUGCCUCCAGUUAGCUCAAAUUUUGUCAAUUAACCUAUGAAAAGCUUUCAAAGCCAUGACAUCAUCAUGGGGCCUUCCCAGAUAGUUUGAAGGCAAAUUAAUCUCAGUGUCUGUCAGCUAAAAAAAUCUCUGUCAUUAUUCUAGCAUUUAGCAAACAGAAAUAAUUUUGGUAAUCCAAACUGACCUAAAACAGGAAAAGCGGUUUUACCUGUCGAUAUGGCUUUCAAUGGUACAACACUGCUUGGGUGGGUGGGUGGAUGGAUGGAUGACCAGAUAUAUAAUGGUGCAAAAUUUGGUCAAAAACCUUCAACCUUUCUGUCUUCUCCAGUAUUCCACCAUCCAUAACUUGUUUAGCCGCAUGUCGUCGUUUCGCCGCUGGUUGUCUAUGUGGUGUCCAUCAAACGACGUGGGCUUUAAAGAUAAUUGGAGCUCUUUUUGGGGAAAACCUGGUCUAAUUAGGAGAGACAGCAUCCAUCCCACUUUGGCUGGUGCAGCUCUCAUUUCUAGGAAUAUGGCUGAUUUUAUUAGUACUCCUAAAGCAUGACAACCCAGAGUUAAGACCAGGAUGCAGAGCUGGAGUUUUACACACCUCUCUGAAGUUUCCUCACAGCUGUCACCCUCCAGUAAUUCAGUUAACUUUAUUGAGACUGUGUCUGUCCCCCGACCACCAAAAUUCAAUAAAUUAAACAAAUCAAAAAUAUACAAAAGAAAUAGUAACCAUAAAAAUGUAUUAAAAAUUAAUACCUCUAUUUCAACAGAGCAAAGAAACAGGAUAAUUAAAUGUGGUCUGUUAAAUAUUAGAUCUCUCUCGUCUAAAUCUCUGUUAGUAAAUGAGUUGAUAACUGAUCACCAGAUUGAUUUGUUCUGUUUGACUGAAACCUGGUUGCAGCAGGAAGAAUUUGUUAGCCUAAACGAAUCAACUCCCCCUAGUCAUAUUAACUGUCAUAUUCCUCGAAUCACAGGCCGAGGAGGAGGAGUAGCAGCAAUCUACCAUUCUAGCUUAAAAUUGAACCAGAGGCCUAAACCUGAUUACAGCUCAUUUGAAAAUCUCACUCUUAGUCUCUCUCAUCCAAAUUUGAAAGCUCAGAAACCAGUUUUAUUUGUUGUUAUAUAUCGUCCUCCUGCUCCUUAUUCUGAGUUUUUAUCUCAAUUCUCAGACUUUUUAUCUGAAUUAGUGCUCAGUUCAGACAAAGUUAUUAUUGUGGGUGACUUUAACAUUCAUGUUGACAUAGACAGCGACAGCCUUACAACAGCUUUUAAUUCAUUAUUAGACUCAAUUGGGUUUUCUCAACAUGUAAAUAAACCAACUCAUAGUUUUAAUCACACUCUUGACCUUGUCCUGACUUAUGGCAUAAAAAUUGAAGAGUUAACAGUAUUUCCCCAGAACCCUCUUCUUUCUGACCAUUUUAUGAUAACAUUUCAAUUUAAAGUAAAGGAUUGUUUAGCAGCUGAGAACAAAUAUCAUUACAGUAGGUGUUUCUCUGACAAUUCAGUAACUAAAUUUAAGGAAAUACUACCCUCUCUGUUUACUUCAGCAACAUUUACUGAUAAAUCAGAAGGCAAAUAUUAUAAUUUUACCCCCACAGAAGUGGAUUAUUAUGUUAAUAAUGCUUCAGCCUCACUGCGUACAACUCUUGAUAGUGUUGCACCUGUAAAAAAGAAAGUUAUAUCUCAGAGAAGACUUGCUCCUUGGUAUAAUUCCCAGCUGCGGAUUUUAAAGCAGGCAUCCCGAAAGCUGGAAAGAAAGUGGUAUUCCACUAAUUCAGAGGAAGUGUAUCUGGCUUGGAAAAAUAGUCUAGUAAUCUAUAAAAAAGCUCUUCGUAAUGCCAGGACAACUUAUUAUUCAUCUUUAAUAGAGGAGAACAAGAAUAACCUUAGGUUUCUCUUUAGCACUGUAGCCAGGCUGACAAAGAGUCAGAGCUCUGUUGAACCUUGUAUUCCUUUAGCUUUAACCAGUCCCUUCCUUUCCUUUCCCCAGUCCUGUCCCGUCCCUUCCUUUCCUUUCCUCAGUCCUGUCCCGUCCCUUCCUUUCCUUUCCCCAGUCCUGUCCCGUCCCUUCCUUUCCUUUCCCCAGUUCUGUCCCGUCCCUUCCUUUCCUUUCCCCAGUCCUGUCCCGUCCCUUCCUUUCCUUUCCCCAGUCCUGUCCCGUCCCUUCCUUUCCUUUCCCCAGUCCUGUCCCUUCCUUUCCUUUCCCCAGUCCUGUCCCUUCCUUUCCUUUCCCCAGUCCUGUCCCUUCCUUUCCUUUCCCCAGUCCUGUCCCUUCCUUUCCUUUCCCCAGUCCUGUCCCGUCCCUUCCUUUCCUUUCCCCAGUCCUGUCCCGUCCCUUCCUUUCCUUUCCCCAGUCCUGUCCCGUCCCUUCCUUUCCUUUCCCCAGUCCUGUCCCGUCCCUUCCUUUCCUUUCCCCAGUCCUGUCCUGUCCCUUCCUUUCCUUUCCCCAGUCCUGUCCUGUCCCUUCCUUUCCCGUCCCUUCCUUUCCUUUCCCCAGUCCUGUCCCGUCCCUUCCUUUCCUUUCCCCAGUCCUGUCCCGUCCCUUCCUUUCCUUUCCCCAGUCCUGUCCCUUCCUUUCCUUUCCCCAGUCCUGUCCCUUCCUUUCCUUUCCCCAGUCCUGUCCCUUCCUUUCCUUUCCCCAGUCCUGUCCCGUCCCUUCCUUUCCUUUCCCCAGUCCUGUCCCGUCCCUUCCUUUCCUUUCCCCAGUCCUGUCCCGUCCCUUCCUUUCCUUUCCCCAGUCCUGUCCCGUCCCUUCCUUUCCUUUCCCCAGUCCUGUCCCGUCCCUUCCUUUCCUUUCCCCAGUCCUGUCCCGUCCCUUCCUUUCCUUUCCCCAGUCCUGUCCUGUCCCUUCCUUUCCUUUCCCCAGUCCUGUCCUGUCCCUUCCUUUCCCGUCCCUUCCUUUCCUUUCCCCAGUCCUGUCCUGUCCCUUCCUUUCCUUUCCCGUCUCUUCCUUUCCUUUCCCCAGUCCUGUCCCGUCCCUUCCUUUCCUUUCCCGUCCCUUCCUUUCCUUUCCCCAGUCCUGUCCCGUCCCUUCCUUUCCUUUCCCGUCCCUUCCUUUCCUUUCCCCAGUCCUGUCCUGUCCCUUCCUUUCCUGUCCUGUCCCUUCCUUUCCUUUCCCCUGUCCUGUCCCUUCCUUUCCCCAGUCCUGUCCUGUCCCUUCCUUUCCUUUUCCCUGUCCUGUCCCUUCCUUUCCCGUACCUUCCUUUCCUUUCCCCAGUCCUGUCCUGUCCCUUCCUUUCCCGUCCCUUCCUUUCCUUUCCCCAGUCCUGUCCUGUCCCUUCCUUUCCUUUCCCCAGUCCUGUCCUGUCCCUUCCUUUCCUUUCCCGUCCUGUCCCUUCCUUUCCUUUCCCGUCCUGUCCCUUCCUUUCCUUUCCUUUCCCGUCCCGUCCCUUCCUUUCCUUUCCCGUCCCUUCCUUUCCUUUCCCGUCCCUUCCUUUCCCGUCCUGUCCCUUCCUUUCCUUUCCCGUCCUGUCCCUUCCUUUCCUUUCCCGUCCUGUCCCUUCCUUUCCUUUCCCGUCCUGUCCCUUCCUUUCCUUUCCUGUCCCUUCCUUUCCUUUCCCGUCCUGUCCCUUCCUUUCCUUUCCCGUCCUGUCCCUUCCUUUCCUUUCCUGUCCCUUCCUUUCCUUUCCCGUCCUGUCCCUUCCUUUCCUUUCCCGUCUUGUCCCUUCCUUUCCUUUCCCGUCCUGUCCCUUCCUUUCCUUUCCCGUCCCUUCCUUUCCUUUCCCGUCCUGUCCCUUCCUUUCCUUUCCCGUCCUGUCCCUUCCUUUCCUUUCCUUUCCCGUCCCGUCCCUUCCUUUCCUUUCCCGUCCCUUCCUUUCCUUUCCCGUCCCUUCCUUUCCCGUCCCUUCCUUUCCCGUCCCGUCCCUUCCUUUCCUUUCCCGUCCCUUCCUUUCCUUUCCCCAGUCCUGUCCCGUCCCUUCCUUUCCUUUUCCCUGUCCUGUCCUGUCCUGUCCAGGUCAGUCCUUUCCUGCCCUCAGCUCCGCUCGGUUCAGUCCCUCUCCCAUUUCCCUCCCUCCCGUCCCUCCUGUCGUUUCGGUCCCUCCCGUCCCUCCUCUCUGUUCCCCUUGUUUUCUGCCCUUCCUGUCCUUUUGGUCCCUUCUGUUCCGUCUGGUCCCCGUGUCUGUAUGCGUGUCUCUGUCUGCUCCUUGGUUGCCCCAGUAGGUUUGGUUGGGCCCAUGGGGGCGCCGGGAGGCGCCCGUUGAGGGGGGGGGGGGUACUGUCACAGUUCCGCUCCUCUGUCCUGUCGGUCUGGUUGUCUGCCAUCCGCUUCUCGACCCUGUCUCUCCUCCCACAGCUCGGUGCCUGAGUGGAGUCUAGCUUCUCAGCUGACUCCACUCAGGCAAUCAACUACCUCCACGGCUCCCGGACAGCUGACUAUCAUCUCACUAACGACUCACCUCUACAAUAAGUACCGGCUCAGCCUUCCACUCCCUGCCAGAGUGUUGAACCAAAACCACGUACCAGCUGUCCGGGAUCCCCGCUGUCAUCCUUCCCCUCCGGCUCUCCCCCAGCCAGUUAUCACCGGUUCCUCCUUGCCUGGAACCCCCCACUCCUGCCUGGAACCCCCUGCUCAUGCACUCUGGUUUCUCCAUCCUGGCCAUAAUCCACCCCAUACAAUAAAGCAUUCUAAAUCAUCCUCUGGUCGAGGAAGCGUGGCUCUCUGCUCGGGUCCAACCAGCUCUGUUGCGUGACACUGACACCGAAUCAAACCA